CUUAGAUGGUUUCAAAUUUGAACGCUAAAAUCGAUCAACUGUCAAACAAUACGUUAGGAGUAAUAUGGUGCAAUUUUCCCUUUGUUUCAUUACUUUAGCGAUUGAUAAAUCGCUGAGAAUAUCUGAUACGUACACGCAAUUUCUUUAAGCAAUUUUUAUUUCAUAUAAUCUAGCGAUAAGUAAACAAAGAAUUAACAAUGUUUACACCAUCAAAAUUAACGGGGACAGAUUUUGUCGAUAUGACUGUAUUAAAUACACCCCAGCCACAAGCAACUUCCACUGUUCAAAGAAAAAGCACAUUAGAAAGUAAAUUUAUUAAUAAAAAUGUUAAUGAAGCAGUGUACAAACAAUUAGUCACACAUAAAAAUGAUGCAACAAGGAAAUCUGAUGAAUCUUCUCUUGGUAUAAUUAACAAUAUAUCAUCUUUAUUAGCUGAUGUAAGCGAAGUAGGAGACCUAGAAAAGCAAAGUGACAGUACAGUGGAUGUAGAACGUGAAUUUGCUAGGAGGUUGCUGCAGAGGUGUAGCGAUAUAAAAGCUACAUCUGUUGCAUAUGACACAAACAAAGAAAAUAAUGCCAAUAUCCAAAACUUAUCUGCUAUACCUUCAGUUGUUCUUGAUCAGGGGCGAGCUUCAAGUUUUAAUCAAACAAGUUCUCAGGGUGAAAGUACUUUGCAUGCAUCAGUUGAUAAAACAAGCAGUGUCGUUUUUGAACCAAACGAGAUAAGUGCACGAUCGUCAGAACUAAGUAGAAGUUCGGAAAAAUGUCGGUCAUCCACUUCAAGCAAAAAUGCAAAUGCAAUAACAUUUGAUGCAACCACUGCUGAAUUAAUGUCUCAAUUUAAUAACGAAGAAUUUCGUCCGGCUUCUGAAAUGGCCAGUCAGUUACUAGCUGAUGAGCUAUCUUGGCAGCAAAAUUACCCCUAUGCGCUUCCUGCAACAACUUCUACUGAAAAAGAAUAUUUAAAUUUAUCUUGCUUCUCUGGUAUCAUCGGUGAACUGGAUUUAUCAGUAGAAUCUUGUGCUGGGCGCAAGGUAUCUGUAGAUGAAUUUUUCAGAAGAAAAUGUGGGAAUUUCGGCGAAUUAUCGGAUGAUGCCAUGGCGAGACCAAGUUUCGGUUUAUCUAUAACUAGUCCAAACAAGAAAGGUCAGCUGGUACCACUAGUUGAUUCUACUAUGAUGACAGAAGGGUCUUCAGUUGGAUCGUAUGCUGUUAAAGAUAAAACUCAACAAAAUAUUCCAAAUACUACAAAAGAUAUGGAAGAACAAAGUAUUAUGAGUUUGACUAGUAUUGCCCAAGUACUGCAGGAUAUAGAUAAUGGUACACCAAGAAGACUAGUAGAUCAGCUUAUAAUGGCAAAGAAAAAGAAAAAACCUAUGCAGAUGCAAGACGAGAAUGUGCCCAGAGAUACCUACACGUUGUUGCCUUUAGGUCGAAAAUCUAUGCCUGUUACUCCAAGUAGAAAGACUGAAAAUUUUAGUAAAGAUGUGAAGUCGUUGAAUUUUUCACCGAAAUUGUCCCUGGAUAGUAAAGUUGCCAACGAAAUGGUAAAUGUUAAACAUUCAGUUCCUAGAACACUGUCGUUUAGUUCUAAUUCGGGUGCAAAGGUAAAUUUUGAAACCGCGUGUCAGGAACUUAAAAAGGAAAUAAAUAGCGGAAGUUCACCAUCUUCGUAUAAUAAAGAUUUUAAUUCAUUCUUGGAGGAUCCUAAUCUAUCUCUUCAGCAAUACACCAUAGAAAAAAGGGCAUCACCUCGUACUCCAAAGAUCAACACGUUACUUAAUCAAGAGGGAAAAACCAUUGAUCUUCAAAAUGAAGAAACAGGAAGAAAAGAAGACAUAAAAGAGGAAAAUGUUUCGUAUAAAGAGAAAUCAGAAAAUUCUACGCAAGAUCUUUCAAGUUCGUCAGGAACUCAGACUUCUUUAAAUAAUGUUAUCAUUGGAAAAAAUACGGAAGAACUAUGUAAUUGUGUUGUUAAUAUGUCUAGAGAAACUGAUAUCGAGCUUUUAAAUAAAAGCGAUAGGUGGGUCAUUUGUUUAUUAAGUGUAAAUCAAGUUCAAGGAGACAAACAUAAUGUUCGGCUUACGUUACCGAAGGAUGUGAUCCUUAUAAAACCAAAUUCGAAGCAACAUGCCAAGAUUGCAGUGACAAUAGUAAAAAUGAGUAAACCAAUUAUAGCCGUCUUGAACAUAACAGUAUCGGAUAUGGUAACAAGAUACGAGUGGAUUAUGAAACACAUCAUUUGUUUUAAACCGGAAGAAAUUGAUAUAAGCAUUAUAAAUCUUCCUGAAAAGAAAGAAUUAGAUUUUCAGUGUGUUAUUGAAAACAGUAUUACAGUUUUGCCUGUUACAAUAAAAAACAAGAACAACGUUGAUGUUCCUAUCAAGUUUUCUUUAUUACAGGACGAACCAGUGGUGUUUAAUUUGGAAAAUCUUAACGAAUCACAACACGUGAUGCUUAAACCUCAAGAAUUAUUUACUGCAAAUAUUAAGUGUAAAGGUAUUUUGCAAAACAAUGCAGAAACGAAACAACGAUCUUUGCAACGAUACUGUGCAACGCUAAUAAUUCAGGCAGGGAUCAACUCGGAAAAUACUAUUACAGUUGCUACCAUUCCACUUGUUGUACAAGUAGGAACUUGCAAAAUACAAGUAAUCGAUACAGAGUUGCCUUUGAUAGUCCCUUACAAACAAAGCAAACCACUAACUACAAUAAAUCUUGGAACCACACCAGUAUUAAUAUCUGCUUCAUUUGUCCAAGAUAAUGAUUCAACAAAGAGCUCGAAAUACUUUUCGAUACAGCCUGAAAAUUUACUUGUACAACCCAAUGAAACCGGUUGUUUCUUUGUUACCUAUAAACAACAGAAUUCAAGCGGUUCAAAAAUACAUGCAAAGAUUAAAUUAACCGCAGCCAAUAACGUCUAUUACUAUUCUGUAAUCGGUGAAUCAAGUCCGUGUACCGAAACAGAAAACGAUCAUUUUCGUUGUGAAACACCACAGUAUUUGUCAUCUGCUGGAUCUCCGUCGUCUCCGCACAGUAUAAUUUCAAAUAAAUCCGGAACCUGUGGCAGAAAUUCGCCUAUUAGUACAGUAUCAGGCUCAACUGUUGCCGGAGACAAAAUUCCUAUAAGAACAACUCAUGCUGCUCUAGUAUGGAACAGUAUAAAAACAGGAAAAUCAGAUAUCAAGGAAUUUACUAUUCGUAAUACAAGCAAUAAUAAAAUUAGGAUUCAAGCUGUUAUAUCGGAUAGCGAGAAAAAUUUCCGGUUUCUUCGAGAACGACAAGCUGUAGGCACAACCACUGUGCUGCUUUUACAAGGUUUGGAAAGUAGGACAUUGUCCGUUGUAUUUAGCCCCCAUCAUUUGGGUGCAGCUAGUGGAAAAAUAGUAUUUAGACAUUACGAACCUAGGAAAGAGGAUGAAUCGCGUCCUUCGAAAGUGCUAUUUCUGUAUGGCUAUGGUGGCUACAGUAAAGUUGAAAUUUCUGAAGCAUUUAAAGACACAAGCGGAAAGAUGUGGUUGUCACUAGGUACUUUAAAUUCAGGAGGUUCUUUAAAGGCAAAGAUAAAAUUACAAAACACCGGAGACUUGUGUUCAUACGUAAAAAUAAAAUUAACGCCAAAAGCUGUGUAUCCUACUAUGGUUUCAAGUUGGCAAGUAAACCCAAAGGAAUUAUUACUGAAUCCAAAGGAAAUCCAAUGGGUGACUUUAGAAUUUUAUCCGCGAAAAGAAGACUUAGCGUUGUUACAACGAUCUGAUGUAUCUCAUGUGGGAACAAUAUUAAUUACACACGGUGACGAACCAUCGCGUUGGCGAAUUCGUAGACUGUACAACAAAAUGAAAGAAACCGGUGAAUUGAGUGGAAAUGAAAACGAAGCAUUUAGAAAUAUAGUUCAUCCAAUAUGUAAAGCUUUUCCUGGAGAACGAUUAAUGUCAGAUAUUAGUUCUAUCCGAGAUUCAGUGCAAAAUCUUGGAGACCUUUGCCGUGGCAUUCGUCAACACGAGAUAAUGUUAACGAUGGAGGCAUACGCUGAUGAGACUCUAUCUGUUCUUCAGGACAACGCUGAUGAAUCACAAAUGUUUUAUUCUCUUUGUAGCGACAAUAGUCAUAUAUACGAAGGACACGGAGAAAGUUUUCUACCCUCUGAAACGUUUGUAGGAAAUAAUACGCUUCAAAAUGAUAUGAAUACCGGUAAUUUCAUGAUUAAUCCAUCCAUCGUAAUUUUAUCUCCGCCGACAAAAACAGAAGCAAUUGUAACAAUAAGAAGUUCUUGUACUGUAGCACAACCGUUUGAAACUUCUUUAUCAAAUACAGAAUAUUUAAGUGUUGUCCCUGCCGAGGGAAUGAUACCCACGAGAAGAGAUUUUCAAUUAAAAAUACAGUGCAAACGAAAAGUCGAACGCAACUUUGAUGCAGUUCUUGAAAUUUAUACAGAGAACAACAAGUUUGAUGUACAGAUAAGGGUCAAUGUUAAACGAUUGUAAAUUGAUACGUUAAUUUUAAAGAUAUUUAUUAUAUAAAAUAUACUGUAAUUUUGCAUUUUUA
Messenger RNA from Osmia bicornis bicornis, 4542 nucleotides. RefSeq lists its product as uncharacterized. The coding region runs from base 198 to 4481 and encodes 1427 amino acids. The record is from RefSeq and is a predicted model, not a curated record. The transcript is spliced from 19 exons. Lineage: Eukaryota; Metazoa; Arthropoda; Insecta; Hymenoptera; Megachilidae.